Rhipicephalus sanguineus (brown dog tick) is the source of this 2207-nucleotide messenger RNA. RefSeq lists its product as uncharacterized. Lineage: Eukaryota; Metazoa; Arthropoda; Arachnida; Ixodida; Ixodidae. The coding region runs from base 95 to 2179 and encodes 694 amino acids. The transcript is spliced from 2 exons. The record is from RefSeq and is a predicted model, not a curated record.
GAGAAGGUGCGGCCCGGUUCUUCGCUCGGACGUCAUUUCGAUCAGUAGCGGAAGGGCCGUUUUGAGCAGCUACCUACGAGCCUUCGCACAAGCCAUGAGCGACACAAUACGAAUCGGGGUUGAAGAGCUAGAUUCCGACGAAAUCAACCGACGGUUUCCAGGAGUGUGCCUCAACGUUCCUUGCAGCGCGAAAAGUACAUGUUACGAGAACGACCGCAGCGCUUCCACGUCCAUCUGUCACGUCUUCGACCACCUGUCCCGUUGGAAUUACAUCCUAUGGCACGUUGGCCUGCAGCUGCGAGAAAUCCGUCGCCCCGGAAAGCUGUCUCUGGUACGGGUCUUCUACAGGGGUAGGGGCGGCUACAGGCAGCGAGCGCGAAGCCGCGACGCGCGGGUUCUCUUCUACGUCCUGCUGGUACAGCAUAGAUGCGUCGAGAGCCUACACCUUCACGACGCCCUCAUCGAAGGCAGCGGACUCGGCGAGUACAGGGAGUGCGUCGUCUCGGCGCUUCAGAAAAACACGAGCCUACGGACGCUGACCAUUGGCAGUCUGUUCGGCGACUACGCGAGCAUUCGAGAACACAUGUUCCAAGCCAUUUCCACGAUGACCCACCUGCGAGAACUGGUCGUCCUCGGCCGCAGUGCGGCGCCACCGGCCCUGAUAGACGCCAUAUGUCCACUCAUCGAGGACACCACAUGUCUCGUCACUCUCUCGAUGCCCGGCAUCGUCUUGGACGAGGAAGGCUGGACGCUUCUAACGUGCGAGCUCAUGCACAACGAUACCAUCGAGGAUCUGUCCGUGCACGUCAGCAUCCUGCAUUCGUACAUGCCGAACGGAGUUUCUAUAUUUUCCGCGUUUCUGGCCACUUGCAUGCAGCUGACCUCUCUGAGCGUGCAAGGUGUGAACUUGGAUCCAGAGAAAACAUUCUCGGACAUCGAGCGCAUCGUCGGAGCGCUUGUCCUUCGUGGCCAGCUCGAGAAGCUCAGACUCACGGGCUUCCUGCUAAACGCAGAGUGCGCGGCUCUGCUCGCCGAACUGGUGUCUCGGAAAGAAGGACGCCUUCGAAGCCUCGACAUCAGCGGCUGCCGGUUUUGGAUACCCAAGUCAUUGCCAGAACGCCGACCAUCCGGUGAAGCUACUAGCGGCGAACAGCCGGGACACCCGGUGCUCACGAAGUCGAGAUGCCUUUGGCUUCAGACAUUCGACCACACUACACGAGUGGAACUCUCGUUUCUGGCCAUCAGCAUGGCGGGACUCAGGCCUGACGACCUGCAGGCUAUGUUCAACGUCGCCAUCGCCAUCGAAUCUCUCCAGGUCAUCUCGCUGAGAGACUUGUCGCGCAGUAAUCUGAUUGACGUUUGCCGAAUCAUCCGGGAAACCGGAUUAAGCGGUAGAGUUCGCCUGGAAGACGGCUACCUCGUCGACUCUCCGGCACUAGCUGAGCUUCGGGAGUUUCCGGAAGCACUGCGCAAUGUGGCGAUUACUUCUGUCAGCCAUCCGAGUCCCAAAGCCUUCGUGGACACGGUCCACCUGGUUUGCUCCUGGAAACAGGUGACUACGCUCAAGCUCCUCUUGACGCAGGAAGUGCUGUCUGACGUCCCCACGUUUCACAAGCUGAGCAAGUGCUUGAGUACUGCUGUCUCGCUAAGGGAACUUGCGCUCAUCGGUUCCAAACGGCCGGAUCUCGAUGGAACACUUAAAUCGGGCGACCCUCCUCACAGCGUUCUUCUGGACGUGAUAUCUGGUAACACGGCUAUUCGAGCACUGCGACUUAGCGGAUUUCGUCUAGGCGACGGCAACUUGUGGUUCCUCGUCGACGAAAUUGUGGGAAGCGAGAACCUGUGCGAGGUCUCUUUUGUGUCCUGGGACCCGAACGAAAACGACUGCUUCCUUCACCUCCUAGCCGACGAAUUCCGUGAGAACAAGUCCGUCACCAAGUUACGACUCCGGGAAUUUACGGACGGUGUGGAUGAAGAGUGGUUCAUCGUUGAAGACAUCAUCAGCCGCAACACGGGAUGCCUGACGUGUGCGGCGCACUAUUUCGUGGGCAAUGACGACUCGCCGCGUAGCGAGGCUGCAUACGAGGCUCUCAGCCACACUCCGGCCUUGAUGAGAAAGGUGGAGGAGCUAAGAAACGAGGGUCAGACAACGGGUACUUCUCGAAGCACUCCGAGAUAGCCUCUGAGCUUUCGUGAGAAUUUUCGAG